Molecule: messenger RNA, 444 nt
Organism: Ichthyophthirius multifiliis
Lineage: Eukaryota; Ciliophora; Oligohymenophorea; Hymenostomatida
Exons: 3
Source: RefSeq, a predicted model, not a curated record
AUGGAUUUUCUAAUAAAUUUGAUCCUAUUUAUAAAUAACUAUUUUUUUAAUAUUUAAAAAAAUAAUUUUUGCAAAAAGCUAGUUUCUAUAGUAUUAUACUAUAUAUCAUAUUUUAUAACUUUAAUACUAACAUUUAUAUGUACAUAUUCAGAUCCAACUGAUCCUAUAAUAAGAAUAUAAUAGAAUUUAUUUUUUACAAAGUAAAGAUAUAUAUAUAUAUACUCACAAAAUUAUAACUUUUUAUAUAUAUUAAAUUAUUAAAAUAAAGCUAAAUAUUUGAUAAUUCUUCUUAUAAAUACUUUUGCGAUAUUUGUUAAUAUAAUGUCUAAAAAUCAUCAAAACAUUGCAAAAAUUGUAAUAGAUGCGUAAGUGGAUUUGAUCAUCACUGUAAAUGGUUAAAUAAUUGUAUAGGUAAAACUAAUUACAAUUUUUUCUUUUUCUUGA